UAGGGACCGCAACGGGCUACUGCGCAACGCAACUACGCAUCCUUCGGUCUGCACGCAAAAACUUCGUUUUCCAUCGAUGAAGCGAAGUCAAUUUUCUUUGUAUCCAUUUUAGACGAUUUCGCGUUGCAUUGCGUUAGGUAGGGGUAUAUAUCGGAUACCAAAACUACCUGCAAUACAUCGGACACAACUAGCUUGAAAAUCGGCCAAGAUUUGCAAAAUUACGAUCAUUUUUGAGAAUUCAUCUCGAAAUGGGAUGUCACCUGGAAGUGUGGCGGCAGAGGAUUGGACUCUUCAGAAUGCCUUCAUCAAAGGCAGCAAGGUCAUCGCAGUACGAAAAUGAGUUUCAAUUUGACCAUUCAUCGUGGAGCCUCGGCCCUGGUUUAAGAACAUUUUGUGCCAUCUUGAUAGCAGUAACUGUGGGAAUGGCGUCUCUGCAUCUACUACCCCAGUGUAGCCAGUUGUUAUCUGCCUGCAAUGAUGUUGAGGCUAAUCCAGGACCAGUACCUCUUCUAUCGGAUGAGCUUUUGCAAAAGCUUGUCACUAACAAUCUGACAUUUGGACCCCUUGGACACACUCUUAAGAACAAGCAUAUCUACCAACUGAUGCAACUCAGAAAUGAACAGAAGAAGACUUGGUCCGACUUGGUGUUGUGGCUGAAGCUGCUACUUCCAAACUUUCCCGAAGGUGAAGAUUGGCCUAAAAGAAUCAGCAACCAGUCGAAGAGUUUUUUUAAAACUAGACAAGGCCACAUGAAGAACAAAAGCAGAUCCCCAGACGAUAUCACAACUUGGGAGGACAGUGAAUAUUCCCUACCAUCACUUGCAGGAAAAGACAACCUCCAUUUAAAGAGACAGAAUCUACCAUCUUUGAAUACGAAGUUUUAAAAACACAGAGCAAAAAGUUACAGCAAGAAAACUCACUACUUAAAGAAGAAAAUAACUCCCUACGCGAAAGACCAUCUCCUCAUAAGCUGCUCCUCCAACAACGAAGGCAAAAGUAUCAGAAAACUCAAACCCAAGAAGAAAGAACAAAAAGAAGAUCACUAGAAAAGGACCUGGAAAAAAUCACCAUGAAAAAACAGAAGUUUGUGCAAAAUUUCUCAUCUGUACAAAGAGAGGCCCAAAAAUUAACUGAUGAACUUGAAUCAAGAAAGCAAGAGGAGCAAGAUACAGCAAAGGAGGCAGAACAUGUUAUUGAAACAUUGCAAAAAUUGGUCAAUGACCAAGAAGAACGAAUUAAGGAACUCCUGGAAUAUAACUCUAAGCUAAAAGGGCACCAAAGUGAUGUAGUGAACAUGAUGGAUGGCGAGGAUGGUUUUUAUGACAUACAAGAGUGAUGUCCGGAAAUGUGUUUAUUCUUUAUUGGACCAUAAUGUUGGUUUUGAUAAUGUAGGGCGGGUCAUUGAGACAGUUCUUAGAAUGAUCGGGAAAGUUCCUGAUAAUACUCCUACAGGACGUACUGUUGCCAACAUGAAUAGAGAAAGGUUGUUAUUGGCGCAGAAACAGUUAGAAGAGUUGGUCAAACAUGACAAUCUGACAAUUGGAACGGACGAGACUCCAAAAGGUGGAGACAUUUUUAUGGCAUACACAAUGCAUGAUAGUGAGGGUUCCAGCUAUGUUCUUGGGAUGCGAGAAAUGAUUUCGAAAUCAGCCGAAAAUACACUAGGGACUUUGAAACUUGUCUUAGAUGACAUAAGCUCCAUAUGUUCGGAAUUAUCCGAUGGGUUGCCCGGAAUGAUGUAGGUUUGGAAAUUCUAACAAAAAUAAAAAAUACAAUGAGUGACAGAGCAGCCACAGAAUGUUUGUUUAAUGUUAUGCUUAAGACAUUUAGGGAAGAGUGUCUACCUUUGUAUAAAGAGGGUGGCAACAUUUCAAUGAAUCUACUAAGGCAAAACUAACUGAAAUGAAUAAUUUUUUCUGCGGCCUACAUCUUCUCGUUUCCAUGGCUGAAACCAUAUCUUCAUCAUUCAAAACUUAUGAAGAUAUGCACACUGACCCAAAUCCAGGAGCAGCAUCAAUCCCUGGUGUUAAUGUAAGUAAGACGGAAGCAGGAACAACACGAUUUGUGAGAACAGCAUGUAAAGCUUUUUCUAAGGGUGGAGAUGAGAAAAGUGGCUGCCAUCGUGCCUGGAAAACGUUCCUUAAACGAUGUAACAUCACAAAAACUUACCUGCUGAAUUUUCAUGGGAACAGAUUCAAUGUCAUUUUUCUACUUGGUGGGUGUGUAUAUCAUUUGCACAAUAAUAUUACAGAGUUUCUGAGCAAGGUGCAUGGCACACCAAAUAAAUUGUUGAAAGCUGUACAUGCUGAUGUAGGUGUUCCGGUUUACAUUGUAGGCUGUCGGGUACUGGGGCUUUUAAAUAAGCUUAUAACAGCACCUUUGUGGCGCAUUACAGAAAAAGAGGGUCACAUACUUGACUUGUGUCAAACGUACACCUCACUUCACACAUUUUUAGGGGAGUGUAUUAGUGAUGACAGCAAACUAGAAGAAUUCAUGCAGGGUAAUCUGUCUUGUUUUCCGGAGGAAUUGAUAUCAAAAGAUGAAGUGCUUGAAUCUCUUACCGAAAAAACAGAGCAUGACGGUGAAGUGCACAGUAUGCUCAAGCACACCUUUAUUGCACUUCACCAGCUGCUGGAAAGAGUUACAAAAGAUUAUUUACCGGGGGGGAAAUAUCAUAACCUACAGGAAGAUGAGACGUAUGUAAGUGAAACAGCCUCGGCCCCAAAACACAAUAAAUUACCUGAACGAAUUUUUGGUUACCUCGACUUCCUCCUAAAAAAAGACCCAAUGUUGCUGCCAUCACUAAUGAAGCACAAAUUAUGUUCCUUUUUAACAAAACAUCACAAUAUAUAGAUGCUCUUUCUUCAGAAAAGUUUGAAGGUAUGCUAAAGACCAUUAUUUCAAGAUCUAGAAAUGAACUUGUACAAACAAACAAGGAACGAAAUGAAGAGCGACAAAAAAUUCUGUUAAAAAAUCAACUAGAGAAAGAAAGCAAAUUGAAAGCACAGAGGGAGAGAGAAACUAAAAGAAGAUCUGACUUGACAUCCACCAUCAUUGAUGCAGGUCUCUGGCAGACUAGAAGUCAAGUCAAUGACAAAAUGAUAGAAUGUGAUUCUGACAAUGAACGUCAUGUAGCGUUAAAGAAACAGAUUCAGUUUAGAAGAUUGAUGUUGUGCCAGUACAUUCCUGGUGAUAAGAAAUUUUCAUUCACCAGAAAAAAUGAUGGAUCAAACAGGUACACUACUCUUCCAUGGCAAGAAGUAAGAUUGCAUUUAUUCAAAUUUAUUGAUGCUGCCCAGUCUGUAGAGGAGGGUACAUGUGUGGAAAGAAGUAAUUCAGAAGAUAUUGUAUCAAUACCACUCUUGAAGGGCAAGUCAGUAAUACACUAUUACAGUGAAGGUGAUGAGAGAGUCCCAUAUCGAGGAACUGUUAUUAGUCAAGUGCCAGGUUUCCCAAGCUGGUUCAACAUCAAAUAUGAUGGUGAUUCUGCAAUAUAUUCUUACAAGUUAGUGGAUGACUAUAAAGAAGGUAAUCUGGAAAUUGUUGUAGAGUAAGUGAUACCUGGCCUAUUGGUAGUCUUAAACAUGUACCUGUCUAGUUAGUGCAACUGAAGAAAUGGAACAUUUUUAAAUUCCUCACAAGCAUGGUGUAUUGUUAUGAUUUAAAUUAUACAUGUAGUAAAGACAAUUCGAGGUGGUAGGUGAAUCAUUUCUUCAUACUGCACUGUAGUUAAAGUAAUGAUUAUCAAUGAUGUUCUUUGAAGAGAGCUUGUAUAAAUCCCUUCUUAACUUAGCAUAGAAAUUGCCUGCAGAGAGAGAAAGAGUAAAAAAAAAAAUUGUUAAAGGUCAUAUUCAAAAAUAAGUUAUAUAAUAUAGAAUUUAUUUCUUUUUUUUUGCAUUGCUGAAUGCAGCCCCAAACUAAGUAAAUUUAUGUUGUACUUGUACUAGAAAGCCUUUAGAAAGAAAGGUACAAGUGUAUAAUUAUGCAUAUAUUAUAUGGAAGUUUGUUCCAUUAAUGAGACCCCGUUUCUUAUAAAUACAUGUACAUGUAAAGUAACAGUCAACUUGCAAGUAUUUGAAAUUUAGUAUGUGUUUGUUUACUUAAUAGUUACACAGCAUUUACAGUACCACUCAAAGUCUCUAGUACAAAUCAUAAUACAUCAACAAAAAUAUAACCAUUCAGUCAUUUAUUAAGAGAAGAAAUGAAAGAAAUUGAUCAACGUACAGCAUUUUUACGCGACAAUCAAUUUGUUUACUCUUUUGUUUACAUCACUGAAUAAGAGAAGAAAGUGGUAAACAAAUAUAAAUUGUAAUUACGAGAAGAGAACUGAUAUUGUCAUUUCAGAACUGUUAUAUAUUGCUAACUGAAUAAUGAUAAAUACAUUAAAAGAAGUUUUGUACUUAAAACUCAUUGUCGGACGAAGUUAUUUACCUUUGUUUACAUUUGUUUAUUUUCCUUUGUUUCCAUGGCAACCACGGAAUAAUAAAUUGAUGAUAAUGUCUUUGAAUUGUGACAUCUGUUUUGUCUGCUAAUGUAAGUCAUGUUUUCAUUUGAAAUAAACCUCAAGCACAUUCUAUAUCAGAAA
Strongylocentrotus purpuratus (purple sea urchin) is the source of this 4585-nucleotide messenger RNA. RefSeq lists its product as uncharacterized. Gene Ontology annotation, molecular function: 3'-5'-RNA exonuclease activity. The record is from RefSeq and is a predicted model, not a curated record. The coding region runs from base 1903 to 2853 and encodes 316 amino acids. Lineage: Eukaryota; Metazoa; Echinodermata; Echinoidea; Camarodonta; Strongylocentrotidae. The transcript has 2 exons.